Molecule: messenger RNA, 2303 nt
Organism: Mastomys coucha (southern multimammate mouse)
Lineage: Eukaryota; Metazoa; Chordata; Mammalia; Rodentia; Muridae
Gene: Ppp1r35
Product: protein phosphatase 1 regulatory subunit 35
Exons: 4
Coding region: 142-912 (256 amino acids)
Biological process (GO): negative regulation of phosphatase activity
Molecular function (GO): phosphatase binding
Source: RefSeq, a predicted model, not a curated record
GAAGCGACAAUGGAGUGGCGCGGCGGGCUUGCUUCUUCCAUCGGUGAAGGGCUAACGGUUUCCGGUCGUGGUAGCCCCGCCCCCGAUGGUGGGAGAAAAGAGGCGCCGCCGCGUCCCUGAACCCCCAACCUGUACACCAAGAUGAUGGGCUUCGGGACGUCCGCGUUAGACUCCAUUGGGAGCGAAGAGGCUCUGGAGGCCCCGGUGCCACCCCCGGAGCCGCGAGCCCCGGAACCCCGAGCCCCAGAGCCCGAGCCGGGCUUGGACUUGAGCCUGAGCCCGAGCCCGCUGCCCGAGAGUCCGAGGCAGCGGAAGGGGCGGCGGGGCGGUAGCCGGAGGAGAGGGCGGCAGGUCCGUUUUCACCUGGCGCCGCCCUCCCCGGUCCCGACCGAGGCGCUGCCUGCUGCGGCCGGUGCCCCGGGCGGCGACGGUCAUGAGUUGGAGGUACCCGCCCUGCAGAGCAGCCUGGCUUUGAGUCUGGAGCUGCAGAGCGCGCGCGCCGCUGUCGCCGGCGGCCGGUUCGAUGCGUCGAAGGCGGUGGAGGAGCAGCUGAGAAAGUCGUUCCAGACCCGCUGUGUCCUGGAGGAGACCGUGGCGGAGGGGUUGAACGUGCCGCGCUCCAAGCGGCUCUACCGAGACCUGGUGAGUCUGCAGGUGCCGGAGGAGCAGGUUCUGAACGCGGCGCUGAGGGAGAAGCUGGCGUUGCUGACAGCGCAGCCCCGACCCCCGCCCCCGAAGGAGGUGCUCAGGCCGGGGCCAGACAUGACCAAGCUGUGCAACCCCGAUUCUCUGUGGUACGAAUCUCCGCACUUGACAGUGGAUGGGCUGCCCCCGCUAAGGCUUCAAGCCCGGCCCCGCCCUGCAGAAGAUACCUUUCUCAUGCAUCGGAUGCUGAGGCGCUGGGAAGCGUAGCCCCCAAAACUCCAGAAUUGGUCUUCAAAGAAUAAAAUGUUUUUUUUCCCCCCUAAAUUACCGAACUGUUAUUGGGAGCAUAGAUAGGAUUAAACUGCUUCAGGGUCUUAGGUCCUGGUUGGAAGGCCCCUCGGGCCCCCCGCUUUCCCCCCAUGGCAAGUGGAAAGCACUGUCCCAAGCAUGGGGUCAGCCUUCCUCUCCAUUUAAAUCACCACCUUUAGUUGUAAUUAGAACUUGAGCCUGACACCGAGGCUCCAAGAAUGUCCCAGCACUUAGGAGGCUGAGGCAGAAGGAUUCUAUAUCCAAGGACAGUCUGAGCUACACAAAUUAUUUUGAUACAGUUUUAGGCAGGGUAGGUUCAGAUCAGUGGUAGUAUCUGGAGAAGCAUGUACAAAGCCCCUGGGUUCAAUCCCCAGAGUUGAGUGUGCAAGUGUAUAGACAAGCAGUAGUCAGUGCUUUAAAUUCCACUUUAGCUGGGGGUAAUGAACACCCAGGCGUUCCAGGCCAACCUAAGUUAGUUGAUAGCUCUCAAAACACUGCACACACACACUGCCCUAUUUGUACAAACUGUAUUUGUCUCUCUACAUAUCUCUGGUUGUCUUGGAACUCAUUUAGUCCAGCUGGUCUUAAACUCAAGAGACUUGCCUGCCUCUGCUCCCCAAGUGCUGGGACUAAGGGCACGCACCUGGCUAUUAAAUACUUCUGAGCAAAAAGUACUUACCCAAAUGUGGGUUUUAACAUUUAAUGAUGGCUUCAAAGGAGACUUUGCUGGCUUCCUUUUAUCUGAGUGUUGCCUAUCUUGUCUGGGACUAACAGGAGAGUGCUCAGUGUUUGUUCAAAGUUCCAGCUGCUCUUGACAAACUAAUCAAGACCUUCACUUUGCAAACCACCCAAGCAUCUCAUUCCACCAAGGGUACUGUAGCAGGUUUGUGGCUCUGGGCUAUUAACCAUUUCUGGUUCCAUUUUACCUCCACUGCCAAACCUGCCUCAAACUUCCAUACACACUCACCUGGAGCUUGUUUUGAGGAAGGUAAUGUGGUCCCACUGCUGUCUUAAGCAUUUGUGUAGGGGUACUGUACUGUCUAGUCUCUGCCAACCUUGGUGCAAGCUAGUCAUCAGUAAAGAGGAGCCUCAACUGAGAAAAUGCUCCAUAAGAUGAGGCAGUAGGCAAGCCUACAGAACAUUUUAAUUAGCAGUUGACCAGGAGAGGGCCUGGCUCAUUGUGGAUGGGGCCAUCCCCAAGCUGGUGGUCCUGGGGUCUAAAUAACGGCUGAGUAAGCCACAGAAGCAAUUCAGUAAGCACCUCUUGAUGGCUUUGACAUCAACUCCUGCCUUCUGGUCCUUGCCUUCCCCUGAGAUGUGGAAGCAUAAGCUGAGAAUAAACCUCUUCC